CGAGAAAGCAAAGAGAUUUCAAUUAGGCAAGAUACCUUUGGCAACGCUGUUCUUCCCUAUCCUCCAUAUUGGAAAAAGAGUUCCUGUUGGUGGUGACAAGGACUAGUCUUUCGGCAAAACUUGUAUAGCGUGCAUAUAUCAUAAAGAUGGCAUUGAAAAGAAUCAAUAAGGAACUUCAAGAUCUUGGACGGGAUCCUCCUGCACAGUGCUCGGCAGGCCCUGUAGGAGAUGACUUAUUCCAUUGGCAGGCCACAAUCAUGGGGCCCCCUGACAGUCCCUAUCAAGGUGGAGUUUUCUUUCUCACCAUUCACUUUCCGACAGAUUAUCCAUUCAAACCACCCAAGGUGGCAUUUACCACACGCAUCUAUCAUCCCAAUAUAAACAGCAAUGGUAGCAUUUGUUUGGAUAUAUUGAGAUCCCAGUGGUCACCUGCACUCACCAUUUCUAAAGUGCUGCUGUCAAUUUGUUCUCUGCUAUGCGACCCAAACCCGGAUGAUCCUUUGGUUCCGGAGAUUGCCAGGAUAUACAAGACUGACCGAGAGCGAUACAAUGAACUCGCACGGGAAUGGACUCGUAAAUAUGCCAUGUGAUGACGCCGUCAUCUUCUUGGUCCAGCUCUUUCCCCCCCCUUUUUUUCAAAAUUCCCUCACCCCAACUUCCCCGCCCAUCUACUCCUUGCGAUCGGAAUGUAUCGAGAUGUCGAUGGAACUUAAUUAAUUCUAAAUAAAAUCCUUGUGCCGUCA
Messenger RNA from Daphnia magna, 743 nucleotides. It is a transcript of the gene eff, whose product is annotated as ubiquitin-conjugating enzyme E2-17 kDa. The record is from RefSeq and is a predicted model, not a curated record. Gene Ontology annotation, cellular component: nucleus. Gene Ontology annotation, biological process: protein polyubiquitination; ubiquitin-dependent protein catabolic process. Bases 147 to 590 code for a protein of 147 amino acids. Gene Ontology annotation, molecular function: ubiquitin conjugating enzyme activity. Lineage: Eukaryota; Metazoa; Arthropoda; Branchiopoda; Diplostraca; Daphniidae. The transcript has 6 exons.